CAACCCUGAGGCCUGCUACAUCCCAGCGUCGUCUAUGCGCCUCACCUUGCUGCCCUCUCUGCAUUCGCAAUGAUCCAAUAGCGGCCCUUCACGCCAAGUCCAGUGUUCCCCCAAUCACGUCCCACAGCACGGCCCUGAACAACUCCAACCUCCAGCUGCCACCGCACCACCCGCCACCAACGACCAGCAACGACCCUUUUUCGACCACUCGCCACAUUGGCCGGCAGUCAACUCGACAGCUCAACAACACACCGAGCGCAGCAAAGCGUAGAGACAUAGACAAGGAAAGAAAGAACGUCAGCUGUAACCCCCCCCUUCCCUUCCCUACUUUUUUUUCUCUCUCUCCAACACAUCGAACAGAAUAAGAGACAAGGAGGGAAAUUCCUUUGGAGAGGCCCGUCGACGAAGAGCCGAAUCUUGCUUCCCUCACCCCGGUCGCAUUUCAUCUCCCAUUUCACCACCUCCACCACUCUCGCCUCUCGCCCUCUCCUCCUACACUGAACUCCUCCCUCACGGCCCUUACCACCUUGUCCGUCUCCGCCCACCACCUACGUAUCACCUACACCUACCUGCCUGAUCCCAGCUACCGAACAACUGACAAUCCCUGGCCACUUGCUGUAUUUUUUCGCUUCGACAGCAGGUCUCCGCCCCCCCUGCCCGUCGUACCCAUCAAGUCGAGCCCAGGCCAGGCUGCCCAGCCAGCGAACUCGUCUCCUAUGUAUUGAUCCCGUCACAACUCUUCCUCUUCAGCAAACGCCAACCGCAUCUGUCGCGGCGCCUGGCAUCGUCGGCAAUAUGGCUGCUCAGAAGCCAGAAGUUGGCGAAAUUCUCUUGGUUGUCCACGACUUUAUCGCUCGCAGCUCGGACGAAUUGAGUUUGACAAAAGGCGACCGAGUUGAGCUGAUCGAGCGAGAUGAUGAAUUUGGCGAUGGCUGGUUUUUGGGCAAACACAUGGUGAAUGGGAAUAGCGGCCUGUUUCCCGAAGUCUACACCAGGCCACCCCCCAAGACCGCUCCGACGAACAACUUCUCGAAGCCACUGGCAACGCUGCCCGAAGUGGCCAAUGAAUCUAAACAAACAAACACAACGGAUACCCCCGGCCCCGGCGACGAGAUUACUACCCCCGCCGCUCCACCAGCUCCUACGCCGCCAGCCGUCUCGCCCGCUCCCGUUACCCUGCCGUUGAACAGCAUCAAGCAGGAGACCGCCCCAGCCGAAAGUGCGCCGCCAGUCACGAACCCGCCGCCUUCGGCCACCCUAGGCCGUCUCAACACGAACCAGGACUAUGUACUGAACGAAACCCUCAACGUAAUCGACGAGCACAUCACCGAUCUGCGCUCUACGCCCAGCAAUGGCGCAAUACGAGCCCCCCCCACCGAUUCCGGCAGCGAGUACAGCGCCCAGCUCGAUCAUCGAAUGUCCUACAUCCAUGGCGAAGAGACGGACGAGGAGGAGGAAGGCAUGCACAGCCGCCCCGAAGUGGAGGCCUGGUCGCCUGAUCAAGUUGCCGAGUACCUCUUCACGGUCGGCGUUGAGAAAUCUCACUGCGAGGUCUUCCGAGACCAGGAGAUCACCGGCGAGGUUCUCCUGGGUAUGGACCAGAGUUCCCUCUUUAUCAAAGCAUUCGAACUAGGGUCUGUCGGCAGACGGCUCAAGACAUGGCAAAAGAUCAAGUCUCUUCAGGAUGAGUGCAAUAACCUGGGUAUGGCGACCAGAAGGACCACCCAGACAUACGGAAGCGACGUUGGAUCAGAAGAUGCGAGGCGAUCUCGUAGCCGGGCCGACACUCUGACCGGCUCCAUGCCCAGAAUGACGCCCGUGGACGACAGGGCCAUGUCAUUUUCCAGCAAGCGCCUAUCCUUCUCUCAAACGCCCAAGUUGGACACUGCCUCCAUCGUCUCGCCAGUCUCCCCGAUUGUGGACAGUCCGACCCGACCAAACCAUAUGAAACGGCCUUCGGCUGCUUCUGUCAGGGAUCUGCACCACUCCCGUAGGCACUCGUCCUCCACCGACUUCCGUUUGACGGGAGCGCCCGCACAUAGCGCAGUGACACCGAAAUUGGCCACGAAUGGAACGUUUCCUCUGACAGAUGGCGCUCAUAAAAAGCAGCCCUCGUUCGACAGGAACUGGACCCUCGGCAGCGCCUCCACCAGGCCCCUUUCUUCCACCGGACUCCAAGACGUCAUGCAGCAGUCGGGCCUACACGCACCGGAGUCCGCCAUUGACACUGACCGAGGCUACUUUAGUGGAACCGAGGUCGACGGUCGACGCCGUAACGUGCUUAGAAAGCGCGACAGCACCGCCAGCCACACUAAGAAGACCAGCUACGCCGACGAGCAGAGAGUGCGCAGUGCGACUGCUAUCUCGAGGCACUCGAGGCUUGGAAGUGUCGAUUCGAACCGCGACAGUGUUGCGUCGCCGGCGGCGCAAAAGUACUAUGGUGUGCAAUCCACCGCCCACAGAAGAACUGCAUCCACAAGCACCACUCAGUCGACACGGCCAGUGCCCCCCGUCAAAGAUGUCGGGGCACCCAGCGUCACGAAGUUGGAGGGCAGGGCCCGGGCCUCACCAGUGCCAGAGUCGCCAGCAUCACGCCAAGGCGUUCAUGCUGAGUGGCUUUCGGCUGUCGUGAAGCCGUCGGUGAAGGUCACCGGAUUGCGAGCCAUUUCCGAUUCGGUAUCGGGAGACCGCAACAAGAUGGCCUCACCAGUCGACCCUUCCCUCAGGGACUCGCCUCUGCCAUCGCCCGCUAGAACCGGGUCGAGUACGCCUUCCGCUGGCCCGAGCUUCGAACUCGACUCGCCCGACACAGCAAAGAGCCCCAGUACCGCGACGACUGUGGCGAGCAAGGGCAGCAGAAAGAAGGGCAAGAAGGAGACGAGUGCUUACCAGCGCGGCCUGCUCAAAAUCAAGCCGGCAGAUGCCGUGAAGGAUGCUGACUACAGCGGAUGGAUGAGAAAGAAGAGCUCCAACCUCAUGACAACGUGGAAACCCCGCCUGUUUGUACUCAAGGGCCGUCGGCUGGCAUACUACUAUUCGGAGAACGAUCAGGAGGAGAAGGGACUCAUCGACAUUUCCUUCCAUCGUGUUCUCCCAGCCGACAACGAACAGCUGACUGGUCUCCAUGCCAAGCUUACUGGCGCCGGGAUGGCUACGGGCCGCGACACGGACUCCUCGGGGGACAAGGGAGACGACACCAUGUUUAUCUUCAAGCUUGUUCCGCCACGCGCAGGCCUGUCCCGUGCCGUCAACUUUACCAAGCCUACCGUUCAUUAUUUUGCAGUUCCCAACCUCAAGUCAGGAAGACUGUGGAUGGCAGCCCUGAUGAAGGCGACCAUUGACCGAGAUGAUACCCAGGCGAUAACAACGACGUAUCAGCAAAAGACCAUUUCCCUUGCCAAGGCCAGACAGAUGCGACACCGUCCUCCUGCGCUGAUGAACCCAGAAGAGGCUCAAGAAGAUCAGAAGCGGAGGGCGGAGGAGGCGAAGAAGAACGCGGACUCCCUUGGCAUUACAUUCGGCGAGACCGACAGUGGGGUUUCCGGCAUGGAGAAGCCAAACUUUCCCAAGGUCGAGAGUGCAAACCCCAGGAAGUUGGCUUUUGAGUCGGAGAACGAUGGCUCAACUGGGGCGCCUCCACAGAGCGCUUAGGGAAGCAGGCCCUGCAAGCGUGCUCACGGAGUCUGAUGCAGUUCCACUUUCCUUCCUUCCUUUCUUGUACCAUGGACCUUUCUAUAUAUACCUUUGUCAUGUAUGAGGGACACGAAAUUCCGCAUGGGGGGCGGCGUAUUUGGGAUUGCUUGAGGAGAGCCAGACGAUCCAGCAAGGAAGGGGCAAUGGACCUGGACACAAGCGAAUAAUUUUCAACCAAAGAGAUUCCCUUUGUUUUUCUUUCGCUUUGGCUUUUUUGUCUUCACUUACAGCUGUGGAGCAGCCUUGAGGAGGCCGUGGGCUCUGUUAGCAGCACGACGACGGUGCUAAAGCAUGGCGUACGGCUGUACACGUGCGGAAGACGGAAGGAGGAAAGAGGUCGAAUACUUUGAAGGAGUCCUUUACUUGCACUAGAGGCUACGUUGAUGAAUGGAGUUGGCACGACGACCUUUAGUACUCCUGCAGGGGCUGGUUUGCCAAGGGUAGGUAGGGGAUGAUACUUAAAGCACUUUUCAUGAGGUCAAAAUGUUCGUCACUUUGGUCUAUUUGGUGAGUGCUGUGUACUAUGACUUGUCAAAGCUGUGUGUAGUUGAUGUUAUGUUUCACGACUUAGGGAUUAUGUAUGUUCAUCUUUUCUUCCUCAAACAAUGUGUCAGGAGCCUAGCUACCUUCAACAGGACAAUUGUUUGGUUUUUUAAUGCCCAUAUACACCAAGAUGGAAGAACGGAGCUUGCAGUUUUCAAGGCCUUUUGAAGCCUGUGGUAACGUUAGGUAUGACAUAAGUCAAC
Colletotrichum destructivum is the source of this 4439-nucleotide messenger RNA. Its product is annotated as Putative SH3 domain, sterile alpha motif domain, pleckstrin domain, PH-like domain superfamily. The record is from RefSeq and is a predicted model, not a curated record. Gene Ontology annotation, cellular component: plasma membrane. NCBI's taxonomy places the organism in Eukaryota, Fungi, Ascomycota, Sordariomycetes, Glomerellales, Glomerellaceae. Gene Ontology annotation, biological process: actin cytoskeleton organization. The coding region runs from base 796 to 3651 and encodes 951 amino acids. Gene Ontology annotation, molecular function: protein binding. The transcript has 3 exons.